Molecule: messenger RNA, 2240 nt
Organism: Cajanus cajan (pigeon pea)
Lineage: Eukaryota; Viridiplantae; Streptophyta; Magnoliopsida; Fabales; Fabaceae
Product: cysteine-rich receptor-like protein kinase 10
Biological process (GO): protein phosphorylation
Cellular component (GO): plasma membrane
Molecular function (GO): protein serine/threonine kinase activity; ATP binding
Source: RefSeq, a predicted model, not a curated record
AUGGAGGGAAAACUUCUAAAUCUGAGAUCAUCAUAUUCCUUUAUUUUUCUGCUAUUUCUAAGCUUCAAGUCACUUAAUACAAAGGCACAAUCGCCAAACUAUGUGGGAGACGAUUGCGAAUACAGCACCUCAAAACCUCUCAGCACCGCAUACCAAACCAACCUUAAAAGCGUCCUCUCAUGGCUAUCAACAGAUGCAGCCACAAGCAAAGGUUAUAACCACAACAGCUUUGGCAACAACACCCCUGGAGAUGCUGCUGUGUAUGGCCUCUAUGAUUGCCGUGGUGAUGUUGCUGGAUACUUUUGUCAAUUCUGUGUCUCUACUGCUUCUAGAGAAGUUCUUCAGCGCUGCCCCAAUAGAGUAUCUGCUAUUAUAUGGUAUGAUUUCUGCAUCCUAAGGUACUCUAAUGAGAACUUCUUUGGGAAUGUCACAGUAGACCCAUCAUGGCAUGCUGUUGGGACCAAAAAUGUCUCUAGUGCACAAGAGAUUCAGAAAGGUGAGGAUUUUAUGAGAAGUUUGAUCAGAAAAGCAACUGUGGAGACCAACCAGUUGUACUAUAUGGAUGGUUUCAACUUGAGUUCCACUCAGAGAAGGUAUGGCUUGGUUCAGUGCAGUAGAGAUCUCACAAAUGAUGGGUGCAGACAGUGUUUGGAGACCAUGUUAGCGCAAGUUCCCAAAUGCUGUGAACAUAAUUUGGGAUGGCAAGUUUUGGCCGCAAGUUGUCUCAUAAAGUAUGAUGAUUAUAUUUUCUAUCUUUUUCACACUCAACCAUCUUCAGUUUCUGUGCCUGAUACCCAAAUAGCUAAAAAAAGGGGUGCUGGUAAAACAAGAAUAUUAAUCAUUGGCUUAAGUGUGCUGGGGGCAGUAGCUUUACUAUGCUUCAGUGUCUAUUGUUUAUGGUUCAGGAAUAGAAAUAGAAGACAAAGAGGAAGAGGUGGUCGAAUACCUGAUACUAUUCGUCCAUCAUCAUAUCACAAUGUUCAAACGGAGGAAACACUGAAUCCAGACCUACCUACUAUUCCAUUAAUCACAAUUCUUAAGAGUACUGAUCACUUUUCAGACGAAUCUAAGUUAGGAGAAGGUGGAUUUGGCCCCGUUUACAAGGGAACUCUACCAGAUGGAAGACAAAUUGCGGUCAAAAGGCUCUCACAAACUUCUGGUCAAGGCUCCGAAGAGUUCAAAAAUGAAGUAAUGUUUAUAGCUAAACUGCAACAUCGCAACCUUGUAAGACUUUUGGCAUGCUGCUUGGAGAACAAUGAAAAGAUACUUGUAUAUGAGUAUUUGUCGAAUGCAAGUCUCGACUUUCACCUGUUUGAUGAUAGAAAGAAAAGGCAACUGGAUUGGAAUAUCAGAUUAAGCAUUAUCAAUGGCAUUGCAAAAGGUCUUUUAUACCUUCAUGAGGACUCUCGACUCAAAGUUAUUCAUAGAGAUCUUAAAGCUAGUAAUGUUCUAUUAGACGAUGAAAUGAAUCCAAAAAUAUCAGAUUUUGGAUUAGCAAGGUCAUUUGAAAAAGGCCAGAAUCAGGCAAAUACAAAUCGAGUAAUGGGUACUUAUGGAUACAUGGCUCCAGAGUAUGCUAUGGAAGGGUUAUUUUCAGUGAAAUCCGAUACUUUCAGCUUUGGAGUUCUUGUUCUAGAAAUCAUUUGUGGGAAAAAGAAUAGUGGAUUCUAUCUAUCAGAAUGUGGUCAAAGUCUUACAUUAUAUGCUUGGAAAAUAUGGUGUGCAGGAAAAUGUUUGGAACUAAUGGAUCCAGUGCUGGAGGAAUCUUACAUAGAGAGUGAAGUUGUGAAAUGCAUACACAUUGGUCUGUUAUGUGUUCAAGAAGAUGCAGCAGAUAGACCAACCAUGUCCACUGUUGUUGUAAUGCUAGCAAGUGACACAAUGGCCCUUCCAAAACCUAACCAGCCAGCAUUUUCGGUUGGAAGAAUGACCUAUGAGGAUGCAUCUACAUCGAAAAGUUCCAAGAGUCUUUCCAUUAAUGAUGUAACUGUCUCAAACAUUUUACCAAGGUGAUGGAAACUUGGAUACAAAUCUCUUUUCCUUUGCUGCUUUGAAUGACGUACGAUAAGACUAGAAGACCAAAUGACCAUAAAUUGAAGACUUCCCAGCUUUCUGGAAUUAGACCAAUAUGCUGACUCCUUGACAGCUCUAUGCUGCUUUGGAAAUAAGACAAAAUCUUUGCCAUUGUAAUAAGUCUUCUAACAAGUAACAUAAUGAAGAGCCUCUCGCAAAUUUGUACA